AUGUUCCUAACGGCCGUUACCGGACCCAAGUAUCCAGAAAUGACGGAGAAUCAGAAAGAGAGGCUGAAGUCGACGUGUCCGGAGAGGCACAUACCGAAAGGGUCUCUGAGGGGGUCAAUAGAGUGUCAGAGCCAACCCUCGACGGAGACCCCGACAGAGCUCGGCUUCAUCUACAGGGAGCGUGAAAAGGCUGGAACUACCGGCCGGGAUACUGCAACUAUUGAGCAGUACAAAGGUGUUCAAGGAUUUGUUCCUGCUGCAGGCCUCUCGGCGCAUUUGACCAUCUCGCAUCACCAGACGUCUGGUAGUCAAUUGUCUCAAGAGAAAUUGGCUGCUCUGUCGAAGCCACUUGAUGAGGCAGACAUCGCUCCGGUAGGUCUCAUUCGAUACAACCUAGACAUAAACCAAGGAGCGUUAGGGCCAUCGCAAAGCUGCUGGAUUAGACACCAUAGCGGCACGGCCGACAAGGUCAAAUUCUCCUGGGCUGCGGGAUCCGUCUAG
Molecule: messenger RNA, 501 nt
Organism: Letharia columbiana
Lineage: Eukaryota; Fungi; Ascomycota; Lecanoromycetes; Lecanorales; Parmeliaceae
Exons: 2
Coding region: 1-501 (166 amino acids)
Source: RefSeq, a predicted model, not a curated record